Fonsecaea pedrosoi CBS 271.37 is the source of this 2319-nucleotide messenger RNA. RefSeq lists its product as uncharacterized. NCBI's taxonomy places the organism in Eukaryota, Fungi, Ascomycota, Eurotiomycetes, Chaetothyriales, Herpotrichiellaceae. Bases 1 to 2319 code for a protein of 772 amino acids. The transcript has a single exon. The record is from RefSeq and is a predicted model, not a curated record.
AUGCCACCGCCUGAACCCGACCAGAGUUCCCUAGACGACAGCUGGGCCUCCCUUGCGGACGCUGAGUCCUCGAAUGAAGACGACCUGCAAUCCGAGCACACCGACGUGGGAUCUCUCCUAGAUGUGCAUAGUUCAGAUGAUAUCCAGAGCGUUUCUGAUGAAGUCCCUAUCCACGACGAUGCCUUAUCGGAUGGAGAUGGCCUCGAAGACACUCUCACUGAAGAUUUAAGCCGCCAACCCAUCAUAGAUUCCCCUCCUGAGCGAGAAUAUGUCUGGCAUCAGCGGCCCCCUUUCCUUCCCAGCGCAGUCUUUUCGGAACAGGACAUGAAUCAAGAUGUCAAGGGUCCCAUCGACACAUUUACAACCAUCCGACCUCUCUCCGAAGGAGAGGCUCGAAGGCUGCCUCGUGGUGGUCAAAGAGAUGGAGAAAUGCCGAGAUACUUCAGCGUUAUUCGAAUGCCUACAUUGGAAAGUGGUCUAGACUUGGACGUCCACAACUACUUUAAGGUUCUCCUACUAGGCCACCAUGUUGAACAAUUCAAGCCAGAACUUCAGAGAAAACUCGGAGAUGUUUUAGUAUCGCGGCCUAUGGCAUCCCAUAAUGUCAGUCCAACCUCUGUUUCGAGGUAUCAUCUGGUACCGAACACUUUUGGGCCUGGAGCAGAACCAGAUUUCGCCGACCUUGUUGCAAUCGACAAACUGAUUGACUUUGAAUGUUAUGAUCUGGUUCAGUCAUCCAGUGGUCUCGGCCAGCAGGAACAGUUGACGCUUCGCAACAGCCAAACACGCUCAGAAAUUGUUUCAAUGUGGAGUGGCUCUAGAUUUGUGGUGGACAACCCUCGAUGGACUCUUCCGGAUCUUGCAAUCAUUUGCGUUCAUCUCGACGAUGCAGGUAACAUGAACAGUUCCAGUCGCAACAUGAUUUCCUUUGUGGAAAGACUGGGCAUACCUAAGGUCCUGAUCCGAAUGGAUCGGGGCUUGGAAGGCGAUUAUCGAGGCUGUGUGACAUCCGAUUCUCUACACGAAUGUAUUGAGACGAUACCUCUGCGGUCAUGGUCGGUGCAGCACAAGAUCUCACCACAGUUACCACUAGACAUGGCGGCAUUCUUGAACUUGGAUGCUGCAGCCCUCAACAAACACAUUGCGUAUGUUGUUUUGAUCGCUGAGAGAGCUCGUGUUUCCGAGAUCGAUGGCUUGAACUCCUUGUCGAAAGAACCUAACGAGAAAUCUCCGACCAAAACCUUCCUGCUCUCACAAGUCAAUGCUUCAUUCAUUAAGAAUGUCUUCAUCGUCCUAUGGGUCGUCGGCGUGUACAGCUUUCUGGGCUUCCGAUUAUGGCCGAUAUUGUCGGACCCAACCUCGGGUGCAAUUUCCGGUGACAUUGUUGCCAGUGUCACCGCAAAAGAACAACCACCUUCAGCAGGAAGGGAACUCUCUAUGUCGACAUCCGCAACUUCUGCUGACUGUUCAAAGGAGGAAAAUCAGGCUGCUCAACAACUGCUAGACAUUGCUUCGCUUAACGUUGUCCCUGCUGUUGCAGAUGACGCACUACAUUUCCAAGUCGGGGUCGCAGGGGAAGGUCAAUUGCUAGUCAAAUUGCCCAAGGUCGCUUUGAGUCGCAAGAAGCGCUCUCCCUUGUCGAUUGAGCUCAAGCGCAAGAACCAGACCGUCCCUGCGACUGUACAGGAGCUCUUUGAGGGGGUUUUCCGUGUCCAAUUGCAGCCAUAUGAUGCUUAUGGCGAUAUUGAAGUCAACCUGACCAUCAGAAAACCUCAAAUCAGCGAACUGAUCACUGUCUCCUUUAGCCCUCAACCGGCUUCCGAAUAUCAGCAUCUCAAGGCACUAUUUAGCAUGUUGAGCGGACGUGCCCAAGAGACGACGAGCAGCGUUUUUGAUUCCUGGAAGGGAGUGCGAGAAGGACAAGUCAUGGAUGGUUUCAGUUCUUUUCCGAAGCUUGCUAGCGCCGGAAGUCAGGGACAGAACUUGCUCAAUAGAGCAUGGCACUUUUUGAACAUGUCGGCACUUGCCGAUUUCCAGUCAUGGUUGAGAACGGAAACAAAUAUUCUACACGGUGAUGUGGUGCGCAUGACGCAGCACUACGCUCUUCCAGGUAAGAGGUUUAGCGACAUGCUGUCCGACAGACUCUCGAACGCUCGCCUGGCGUUAUUUGAUAUGGCUGAGGCCGUUGAUAUUCAGCGAUUUUCAAUGCCUGUUGGCAAGAAAGCCAUUCUUCGCCAGCUAGCCGCUGCACAAGAAAGAGCAAAGCAGAUUGUGACCAAGGCAGCAAGAAAAGUUCGUGCGUCAAAAGCACGGGCCUAA